Messenger RNA from Suillus clintonianus, 1059 nucleotides. RefSeq lists its product as uncharacterized. Lineage: Eukaryota; Fungi; Basidiomycota; Agaricomycetes; Boletales; Suillaceae. The transcript is spliced from 4 exons. The record is from RefSeq and is a predicted model, not a curated record. The annotation marks the transcript as partial.
GCAGAUUCUUCUGAAUCUGAUAGUGAAUGGGAUGGCCAUAACGCUGCUGGUGCUGAUCAUAAUAUCGCUAUCCCAGGUCCUGGUGCAUCUAAAGGAGAACUACUAGAGACGCUCAAAAUGUUGCAAGUUCAAAUGCAAAAGCUUCAAGAAGAGAAUAGGACGAUCAAAGAGGAAAAUAAAACUCUGCACGCAGAGAAACCCAAGCGAAAACGGCGCACGGAUGCUCAUGAUGAGCUCAGCGUUCACGAGGAGACCAUCUCUAUCUAUGCUCGCAAGUAUGGCAUGAUGGUUGAGAUGUUUCCUAGUAGCGACCUCCUUAAUAAGCGCCUUCCAGACUCGCCAACUCCAUUUGACAGCAUUGAACGAUAUGCGACUGCAUCUACUCAAGAGUCAGCAUUUCUGGACGAGCUCUAUCGUCACUUCCCCGAGUCAUUACACAAAGUGAUGGAAAGUUCAUACUUUAGCGAUCUCGUGAUGAAAUCCAUCCCAGAUGCUCGUGCUAAUGAGAUCAAGAAGCUUCGGGGUGUUGCUGGCGACAUUUUCGACCUCCCUUCAAAAUACUUCACCAACACUAGCUACGAUAGAGCUAAUGUCCCUGAGAUCCAACAACUCCUUGGGGUCACGUCUUCGACAAACCUGGCAUACAAGACAUUCCCUCCAGUGCUAUUCCCAGAGUUGAAAGAGGACAGAUCACUCAAGACUGUCUUCGGAAAUUGGCAACUGUUGGCACGAGUAAGUCUAGUGGUGCUCUCUGAUUUGGCCAUUAUUGGCAGUCACGCUCACGCACUACUGCAGGCAAUAUUCUUACUGUCUCCUGACACUGAAUUUUCGAGCACGGGUGUUGGCAAGAGGUCAACAAUUAGCUACAAGGAUUUAUUUUUCACCUACAAGAAAGUUCUUGUGGCCAAGUGGAAGACGAAGCGCAUUGUACAGAUUGUAACUAAUAUCAACCACUUCAUCUUCAAAGCUGCACGACCUUCGGCCUUGGAUUCUGCUGUACACGAAGAUUUCACAGAUGUGAUUGAUCGCGCACUCGCAGCGCUUGACAUGGAAAGUUCA